Camellia sinensis is the source of this 708-nucleotide messenger RNA. RefSeq names its product STS14 protein. The record is from RefSeq and is a predicted model, not a curated record. Lineage: Eukaryota; Viridiplantae; Streptophyta; Magnoliopsida; Ericales; Theaceae.
AUAGCACACGCAUAGAAGGAACAUGGCUGAGAUCAUACUAGCACUAGUGGUGGGUCUAGCCCUAUCCCAAACCACCUCACACGGCGCAGCAGCAGCACCACCACCACCACCAAACACCACCGUCGACUUCCUGGAGCCCCACAACCAAGCAAGAGCAGAAGUGGGGGUGGAGCCUCUGAAAUGGAGCGAGAAGCUAGCCAACGGAACGAGCCUACUGGUCCGGUACCAGAGAAACAAGAUGGGCUGCAACUUCGCCAACCUGACAGGGAGCAAGUACGGGGGGAACCAGUUGUGGGCGAGUGCGUCGGCGGGUGUGACGCCGCGAGAGGCCGUGGAGGCGUGGGUGGCGGAGAAGAAGUAUUAUGAUUAUGGGAAUAAUUCGUGUACGGCGGCGGAGCACAAGUGUGGGGUGUAUACGCAGGUGGUGUGGAGGAAGACAGUGGAGGUGGGUUGUGCACAAGCCAGGUGUGUGAAGGAAGACGCUAGUUUGACUGUUUGUUUUUAUAAUCCUCCUGGUAAUGUUAUUGGUGAGAGUCCUUAUUAGAGAGAGAGAGAGAGAGAGAGAGAGAAUGAAUGAUGUUGUGUUGAACACACACCAAAAAUCUUAUUAAUAUUAUCGAAAUCACCAGAUCUUUUACAAUAUUUAGCAUGUAUAGUUGCAAAUAUUUAUCAAGAGUUGGUGAUUAUGGUCUAUCAAUAUUUCAGUGA